Messenger RNA from Kogia breviceps (pygmy sperm whale), 2421 nucleotides. RefSeq names its product OTU deubiquitinase 1 (gene OTUD1). The record is from RefSeq and is a predicted model, not a curated record. NCBI's taxonomy places the organism in Eukaryota, Metazoa, Chordata, Mammalia, Artiodactyla, Physeteridae. Gene Ontology annotation, molecular function: cysteine-type deubiquitinase activity. Gene Ontology annotation, biological process: protein K63-linked deubiquitination.
GGUCACCGCGCUCGGCCGGCCCCCCCUCCCGGGCCCGGAGGGUGUGUCCCCUCACCGGGGCUCGGCGCGCCUAUAAGGGGCCGAGCGGCGGGCAGGGACAUGCAGCUCUACAGCAGCGUCUGCACCCAUUACCCAGCCGGGGGCCCUGGUCCCACGGCCGCAGCCCCCGCUCCGUCCGCCGCCGCCGCCGCCGCCGCCGCCCCGUUCAAGGUCUCGCUGCAGCCCCCGGGACCCGCCGGCGGCGCGCCGGAGCCCGAUACCGGUGAGUCCCAGCCGGCCGCGGCCGCCGAGCCCCGCGAAGCCGCUGCCGCCCCCGCCGCCAAGAUGCCCGCCUUCUCCUCCUGCUUCGAGAUGGUGUCUGGGGCCGCCGCCCCCGCCUCGGCCGCCGCCGCCACCGCCGGGCCGCCCGGCGGGUCCUGCAAGCCGCCGCUGCCGCCGCACUACACGUCCACGGCGCAGAUCACCGUGCGGGCCCUGGGCGCCGACCGGCUCCUGCUGCGCGGGCCGGAGUCCGGCGCCGCGGCGCCCGCCGCCCCGCGCGGCCGCUGCCUCCUGCUGGCCCCGCCGCCCGGCGCUCCGGUCCCGCCGCGGCGGGGCUCCUCGGCCUGGCUCCUGGAGGAGCUGCUGAGGCCCGACGGCCCCGAGCCCGCCGGCCUGGACGCGGCCCGCGAGGGGCCCGACAGAAACUUCCGACUGAGCGAGCACCGCCAGGCCCUGGCCGCCGCUAAGCACCGCGGCCCCGCGCCGCCCCAGGGGAGCCCGGAAGCCGGCCCCGGCCCGUGGGCCGAGGAGCGCCCGGCGGAGAGGGGCCUCCGGGGCUGGGACAGGGCCGGCGACCGCGGCGACCCUUCUCCCAGCGCCGACGAGGCGCGGCGGCCCGGCCCAGAGGCCGAGGCGCCUCCGGCGCGGAGCGACGAGGCGGUCCCGGGCGGCGCGGCCGAGGCGGCGAUCGUCUCCAGGUCGGAUCCCAAGGACGAGAAGCUGGCCCUGUACCUGGCCGAGGUGGAGAGGCAGGACAAGUACCUGCGGCAGAGGAACAAGUACCGAUUUCACAUCAUUCCCGACGGCAACUGCCUCUACCGAGCGGUCAGCAAGGCGGUGUACGGGGACCAGAGCCUGCACCGGGAGCUGCGGGAGCAGACGGUGCACUACAUCGCCGACCACCUCGACCACUUUAGCCCCCUGAUUGAGGGCGACGUGGGGGAGUUUAUCAUCGCCGCUGCUCAGGACGGGGCGUGGGCCGGGUACCCUGAACUUCUGGCCAUGGGGCAGAUGCUGAACGUGAAUAUACAUCUAACUACUGGCGGGAGGCUGGAGAGCCCCACGGUGUCUACCAUGAUUCACUAUUUGGGCCCAGAGGAUUCCCUAAGGCCUAGCAUUUGGCUCAGUUGGCUCAGUAACGGACAUUACGACGCGGUGUUUGAUCACUCCUAUCCGAAUCCGGAGUAUGACACUUGGUGCAGGCAGACUCAAGUGCAAAGAAAACGCGACGAAGAACUCGCCAAGUCCAUGGCCAUAUCCCUAUCCAAAAUGUAUAUUGAACAAAACGCAUGCUCUUGAAGUGUCUGAACUCCUCCACCCUGGGAAAAUUGCAGGCCUAAUUUGUGUUUGGAGAAUUACAUGAACUCUAAUCAGGGUAAUAGCACUUUUAAACUUGCAAGUAGAUUUACUGUAGGUGUAAUGCCUUAAUCAUUGUUUGGAAUGUUUUCUCCUCAGAGCUGAAGGUUGCUGGGCACCUACGUGAUGUUUCAUGAUAGCUUUGGGUGAUCCUCCUGCUGUAUAUCACGUGCUGUAUAAAGGUGGCACUACCUAAGUUGCAAGCUGAUUUCUCACAGUGUAAAUUUUGUUCAUUCCUGGUAAUCUAUUUUCUAUAAAAAUGUAUUUUUGCACAACAUUUUUAACAACUGGUGUGUCUUCAUCUAUGACGUGUUCCAUUUUGACACACAGCUUUCCGGUGUAAAUCCAGAGAAGUGCUUUAUAUGAAGUUUAUUAUUUUGAACAGAGUUUGUGAUUUAGUAUUUUUUUGUUGUUGAAUUUGAAUUUUACAGUUCGUAAGUAAUUAUUUAAAAUGGAUAUUGAUGCAUUCAUAUUACCAGAUGAUUGGCCCAUUCCGUUUUGAUGAAACAGAUUUGUUGUUUGGAAAAUCAUUAUUUUUCUAGAAAUGGUCAGCCUUUUAAAGAGAAACACGUAAGGGGAGGUUAUGGGAAGAAUGUUUUUUUUUCUUUAAAGAAUAGUACCAGCUCUUACUUGAAUGAAGGUCUGAUAUUUGCUGAUGGCAGAGUGAUUAUUCUGUACUCUGGUUGAGGUUUAGAGUAGAUUGUCUGGUGCUCUCAAUUGUUUUUAUUUAUAUUUGUCAUUUUGUUGAAAAAAUAAUUUUAACGUGAUAGAAGACUUUGUGACGAGAUAAGCCUCCUGCUUGGA